Caenorhabditis briggsae is the source of this 645-nucleotide messenger RNA. RefSeq names its product Protein CBR-XBX-3 (gene Cbr-xbx-3). The coding region runs from base 1 to 645 and encodes 214 amino acids. The transcript is spliced from 4 exons. Lineage: Eukaryota; Metazoa; Nematoda; Chromadorea; Rhabditida; Rhabditidae. The record is from RefSeq and is a predicted model, not a curated record.
AUGGAGAAUCCAACUGCUGAGGACAUUAUAAUCCAAAAGGAAACGGAGAGCGUUGCUGCUAAGAUGGAGCUGGUUAGCAAUCACAAACGCUUUCUCUGGGCCUGCAACCUCAUCGUUGAGGUGGGAAUCAUGAUGUAUCACGGAAUGCUGCUCAGAAUUGUUCCAAAGUAUUAUCCGUUCAUGCGUAAUCAAUUCUGGAUCUCUAUCGGAUUCGCUCUCCUUAACAUCCUGGUCACUCUCAAGAUGAAGAAGUGUUUGCAAGGUUUCCAGGCCUCUGUCUCUUUCCUCCAUCUUCUCUGGAUCCUCUACGGAUUCGCAACCAUUCCAGUGUUCAUCACUGCCAUCACAGAGCCAAUCGCCGUUUGUAACCACGCUAUCCACUCGUGUGCCAUGGUCAAGAUGGGUGCCUUCGAGAUCAAGUUGGCCAUGGGAAUCGUUGCUCAGGCUGCUUUUGUGAUCUCCAUCUUCGGAGAGUUGAAGCGCCUUGCAGUCCUUAUUCAAUUCCCGUACGUGGCAUCCACCGAACUCUCUCACAUGGAUCUUGCAGAACAAGACACCGCAUCCGUCUCCGAGGAGAACGGAUUCCGCGAAUUGUCGGCUGACCAAUUGGAGAAAAAUCCGAAUGAUAUCGUCAUUGUCGCUUAA